Messenger RNA from Raphanus sativus (radish), 951 nucleotides. Its product is annotated as F-box/kelch-repeat protein At4g38940-like. Bases 1 to 951 code for a protein of 316 amino acids. Gene Ontology annotation, molecular function: protein binding. Lineage: Eukaryota; Viridiplantae; Streptophyta; Magnoliopsida; Brassicales; Brassicaceae. The transcript has 2 exons. The record is from RefSeq and is a predicted model, not a curated record.
AUGUCGUCGUCUCCGAUUAUGUCACUUCCCGAGGACAUCGUGGUUGACAUAUUGGCGCGUGUACCGAGACAUGACUAUCCAAGAGUCUCCCUCGUUUCAAAGUACUUCCAGUCACUCGUUUCUUCGCCUGAACUAUACGCAAGACGAUCUUCGCUAGGCUGCACUGAACAUUGUCUCUAUGUUGUUCUCUAUAACUGGGCCAACAUUGUCGACCGUUUGUAUACCCUCAAAGACAAGGGCUUGGUCCUAAUCUCAGGGCUUCCUGAUAUGCCUAGUGAUGGAAGCUAUGUAGCUGUGGGUUCGAGGAUAUAUGUGUUUUGUGGGUCGAUGACAUCGAGUGCUUUCUUCAUCGACUGUGCAUCAUCCCACACUGUGCAACAUCUCCCGAGGAUGCCUUUCCCCAUGUCUGAGGUAGUCGCUGACGUCAAUGGCGGGAGGAUCUACGUCUUUGGAUAUCUCCGUACCGACCAAAAGUCAUAUACGAUAGUUGUGUUCAAUACAGAAACACAAAUGUGGGAGGAUGGGAUGAAAAAUGUGAUGGAGAUACGUAAUGGUUGCCUGGUGGUGAUAGCUGGUAAGAUGUACGCGAGGGAAUUUCAGAAGAACUUUGUUUACGACCCAAAAGAAAGCAAAUGGGAAAUGGUCGAGGUGCUGAGUUCGAAGUUCUGGAAUCAUAAGGCUUGUGUUGUUGAUGAUGUUUUGUACUUUUACGAUUGGUCUGAGAAAGAAUUGAGAGCGUAUGAUCCAGAGCGCAAGUGGGUGGGAGCGGUGAAAGGUUUGGAUGAUUUGCUGGCUGAGGUGAGAGGAGUAACCAAGGAGAUUCGUUCUGUGAAGAUUUCGCUGGAAAGAUGCCAAAAAGGUCAGAUUUGGGGUAAAGUUGAUCAGUGGUGUGAUCAUGCUCUGACUGCUGGUAAUUUUUACCCUAGGAAAUCUCUAGAUGUUGUGCUUUAA